Molecule: messenger RNA, 1395 nt
Organism: Aureobasidium melanogenum CBS 110374
Lineage: Eukaryota; Fungi; Ascomycota; Dothideomycetes; Dothideales; Saccotheciaceae
Product: RuvB-like helicase 1
Exons: 3
Coding region: 1-1395 (464 amino acids)
Biological process (GO): box C/D snoRNP assembly; chromatin remodeling; regulation of transcription by RNA polymerase II
Cellular component (GO): R2TP complex; Ino80 complex; Swr1 complex
Molecular function (GO): ATP hydrolysis activity; DNA helicase activity; ATP binding
Source: RefSeq, a predicted model, not a curated record
AUGAAGCCCGUUCAAAUUGCCCAGGUCAAGGGAAACUCUCGCGAAAACCGCACUGCUGCACACUCUCACAUCAAAGGCCUGGGUCUGCGCUCAGAUGGCCGCGCAGACACAAAUGCUCAGGGUUUCAUUGGCCAGGUUGCUGCCAGAGAGGCUGCAGGUGUUGUCGUCGAUUUGAUCAGAGCAAAGAAGAUGGCUGGUCGCGCUGUCCUCCUCGCCGGAGGUCCUGGAACUGGAAAGACUGCCCUCGCCUUGGCUGUAUCGCAAGAGCUGGGAACAAAGGUGCCCUUCUGCCCCAUCGUCGCCUCCGAGGUUUACAGCACAGAAGUCAAGAAGACCGAAGCCCUGAUGGAGAACUUCCGUCGCGCCAUUGGCCUGCGUGUACACGAGACAAAGGAGGUUUACGAGGGUGAGGUCACAGAGUUGACUCCUGAGGAGGCCGAGAACCCUCUCGGUGGCUACGGUCGCACCAUUUCACACCUUCUCAUCACCCUGCGCUCUGCCCGUGGUACCAAGAAGCUACGUCUGGAUCCUAGCAUCUACGAGGCCAUUCAAAAGGAGCGUGUCCGCGUUGGAGAUGUCAUCUACAUCGAGGCCAACACUGGUGCUGUCAAGCGUGUUGGUCGCAGUGAUGCUUUCGCUACCGAGUUCGACCUGGAAGCCGAGGAGUACGUCCCUGUACCCAAGGGAGAGGUUCACAAGAAGAAGCAAGUCGUUCAAGAUGUCACUCUUCACGAUCUGGAUAUUGCCAACGCCCGUCCCCAAGGUGGUCAGGACGUCAUGAGCAUGAUGGGUCAGUUGAUGAAGCCACGCAAGACUGAAAUCACCGACAAGCUACGCGCCGAGAUCAACAAGGUCGUCAACAAAUACAUCGAUCAAGGUGUCGCAGAACUUGUACCUGGUGUCUUGUUCAUCGAUGAGGUACACAUGCUCGACCUGGAAUGUUUCACCUACCUUAACCGCGCUCUCGAAUCUUCAAUCUCUCCCAUCGUCAUUCUCGCGUCCAACCGUGGCUCCACAACCAUUCGCGGAACUGACAACCUCGUUUCUGCUCACGGUAUUCCACCGGAUCUUCUCAACCGCCUUCUCAUCAUUCCCACCCAUCCCUACUCGGCAAACGAGAUCCGCAGCAUUGUCUCAACACGCGCACGUCUCGUUCAAACUACUCAACUCGCUGACGACGCUCUGGACCUAUUGACCAAGCACGGUGAGCGCGUGAGUCUGCGCUACGCCAUUCAACUUCUGGCACCCUCUGCUAUCCUUGCACGAUGCAGAGGCUCGGAUAACAACAUGGUCACAGCCCAAGAUGUCAACGAGGCUGUGGAUCUGUUCUGGGAUGCUGGUCGUAGUGCCGGUGUUCUGAGGGAGCAAGGCACUAGCACUGGCUUCAUCUCAUAG